GAUGCGGAAGUACAGUUGGAGUCCGGAUGGGAGCAGGAACAGUCUCGUCCGUCCUCCGCCAGUCCUCACGAGGACGACGACCUGGGAGAGGACGGGGAACAGGAAGAGCUGCAGUUGAUGGAGUGGCGAGGGCUUGAGCCUCUCGUCAACGGGCGUCCUGUGAGUGAGCGGCGUGUGCCGCAGGGGGCGGAGGCGCCGGCGACGAGCGAGGCUGCAUUGCAAGUGGCGCUGGACGUGGGGGGCGACAGCCACGCGCUGGAGGCGAGCUUGCAG
Gryllus bimaculatus (two-spotted cricket) is the source of this 273-nucleotide messenger RNA. The record is from the annotation of a GenBank genome assembly. Lineage: Eukaryota; Metazoa; Arthropoda; Insecta; Orthoptera; Gryllidae.